CGUACCGCCUCGCUUUCGCACUCGGCUGGGAGACGACAUGCGAGGAGAUCAUGCUGACACAUAUUUUCAGCUACCGAUAUUCUGCUUAACUAUGAAGUGAAACUAGGAAAUUUUGGUACUAAAAGGAAAGGCGCAUCUCCAGCUUCAGGUUUAUGUGAAAUACUGUGAGGUAAUCGACAACAUAUCCGAGAAAACUGCGCAGCAAGUGUGCGAGAAAAUGAGAACAAAAGUUCACCGAGCAACAAUUUAUCCUUUCAUCUGACACCGGCAGCUAUUUGGCAUUUCUUAUACAAAUACCUACGAAUAUUUCUUACAUUGUGAUCCCGAUCGAUUGCCUUCAGUAGCCUCUCCUUAAUUUCACUGGCAACGUACUGCAUGGGGUCGUGAGACGGCCUAAAAGUGGCAGACUUCGUCCAGCCAAUUCGCUGUACAUCCACCAGGAUGGCGGACAUGUAGGCAUUGGGUAGCGGAUUCCCAAUGCCUUUUGGGAUACAUGUUACCGAUUGUUGACGAUAGGAGUGACGCUGCUGUUGUUCGGAUAUUGUCGGAAAUCGUUUUAACCAAUUGAAAAACAGCGUUAUAUUUUGUGCGUUCCGAAAGUAAGAUGGCAAAAAGCGUUGCAUAUUUUUACGAUCCCGACGUUGGAAACUUCCAUUAUGGGCCCGGACAUCCUAUGAAGCCUCACAGAUUAGCCUUGACACACAGUCUGGUUUUGAAUUAUGGUCUUUAUAAGAAAAUGAAGGUGUACCGGCCGUACAGGGCUACGAUGCACGACAUGUGCCGGUUUCACUCUGAUGAGUAUAUAGACUUCCUCAUGCGUGUCACUCCACAGAACGUUCAGAACUUUACGAAAUGUUUGAGCGUGUUCAACGUGGGUGACGACUGUCCGGUGUUUGAGGGUCUGUAUGAUUUCUGCUCGAUGUACACAGGAGCUUCCCUGGAGAGUGCCGUCCGUCUCAAUAAUAACAACUGUGAUAUUGCCAUAAACUGGUCUGGUGGAUUACAUCAUGCUAAAAAGUUUGAGGCGUCAGGGUUUUGUUAUGUCAAUGAUAUUGUCAUCGGAAUAUUAGAACUUCUAAAGUACCAUCCGCGUGUGCUCUAUUUAGACAUUGACAUUCACCAUGGCGACGGUGUUCAGGAGGCAUUCUAUCUCACAGAUCGCGUCAUGACGGUCUCCUUCCACAAAUACGGAAACUACUUCUUCCCCGGAACAGGCGACAUGUUUGAGAUCGGAGCAGAUAGUGGCAGAUAUUACUCACUGAACGUCCCGCUGAAAGAAGGGAUGGACGAUGCCAGUUACAAUCAGAUCUUUAGCGAUCGUCCAGGAUGUGAUGGACGUACCGCACCGGUCGGUGAUCGUCUCGGUGUUCGGAGCCUCACCAUACGCGCGCACGGGGACUGUGUGAAGUAUGUGAAGGGCUUCAAUGUUCCCAUCAUGGUGCUCGGCGGCGGCGGAUACACGGUGCGUAACGUCGCGCGAUGCUGGACAUACGAAACAUCACUGCUGGUAGACGAAGACGUCAGCCUUGAGCUACCUUACUCAGAGUAUCUGGAAUAUUUUGCGCCCGAUUUCUCGUUGCAUCCGGACAUUCCAGUUCGCAUAGAAAAUGCUAACACACGACAGUACUUGGACUACGUGAAGGUUUCUGUGCUGGAGAAUCUGAAGAUGAUUGAGCACGCGCCGAGCGUACAGAUGCAGGACGUGCCGCACGACGUGCUCGACCUCGAGAACACAGAGGAACCCGACCCUGAAGUCUCCAACCACCAGAACGACAUCGACGCCAGAGUGGAUGCUCCCAAUGAGUUUUAUGAUGGCGAUAAGGAUCAAGACCGGGAGGAUGGAUUCCUGGAUGUAUGAUCCCAGCAGCCGACGUGUGCGGACACUCACGUUCAUUAAGACUCUAGUGUGGGUAGGCGUGAGUCGCACGGUCGUGUCAACUGAAAGCCUACCAAGUAAAGCAAUAGAGUUUAGUCGCUUUGUAAAUAUGUCUUCAACCAUUUGGAUGUGCUCGGUGGUUUCUGGAUAUCAGCGUACCAAACUUUCUUAGCAACGAUCUCAUCUAAAAAAGAGAGCAGUGCAUAGGUUGGUUUCUACAGAUUUAUAAAAUGCAAAUGGGAAAUUUAUUUAUCACACUUGAAGCUGAACGUUUACGGGUGCUUGUUGUGACCUUUUCACUUGAUAGCUUGGCCGGUCGGCGUAUCAGCAUCGAUGAUGCGUUACACUCUCAUGAAAAUUGCAGCGUAUGUGUCAUCCUGGAAAUACGCCGGUUAGUUUACUCUCAGUCUACUUCGUCUUUUAUCCACAUGCGCUAUUUUCACUUCUUAGUAGCGUACUGGUGACCUAUAACUUGAUAAUUUGCAUUUAUUGUGAAUAAUAUUAUUUUUGUACAUAGUAUACAGUGAUAGAUAUAUUGGUAUAUAAGUGACAUUGAAGAUUAAUGUUACAUAUAUCAUAUUAUGUGUAAUAUAGAAUAUUACGUGAAAAUGUUAUUUCAUCUGUGCCUGUAUUGAAUGUUGCCCAUAAAACCUAUGUGAAUACUAACAGAAAUACAAAUAAUAAUACUAUCAUUCUCCCGCCUCCGUGUGUGUAUAUAUAUAAUGAUUUAAAGCAAAUUCUUUUUUUCUAUAAAUAUUGAUGUACAGCCAAGUCAUUUUAUUCAAUACAAUUAUAUAACAUUUCUUUAUAUAAUACGGCCUAUCCGACAUUUCCAUGUUUUGAUAUGAUUAUUGUAUAUGUAUUCCAUGGUUAAAAAUAAAAACAAUUGUAAUGCGUGAUGCAAUA
This is a messenger RNA of Priapulus caudatus, 2782 nucleotides long. Its product is annotated as histone deacetylase 3-like. The record is from RefSeq and is a predicted model, not a curated record. NCBI's taxonomy places the organism in Eukaryota, Metazoa, Priapulida, Priapulimorpha, Priapulimorphida, Priapulidae. Gene Ontology annotation, molecular function: histone deacetylase activity.